Messenger RNA from Lampris incognitus (smalleye Pacific opah), 3726 nucleotides. RefSeq names its product NUMB endocytic adaptor protein (gene numb). The transcript is spliced from 10 exons. NCBI's taxonomy places the organism in Eukaryota, Metazoa, Chordata, Actinopteri, Lampriformes, Lampridae. Gene Ontology annotation, molecular function: cadherin binding. The record is from RefSeq and is a predicted model, not a curated record. The coding region runs from base 155 to 2011 and encodes 618 amino acids.
CAUUCAGCGGCGGUGGGCGAAGCGAUUGGACUGCGAGUGUUUCCCCAGCGCUUUCGGUGGAAUUUGAAUUAUCUUUGCACGGCUCGGGAGACAUACGUGACGGUAUCCGCCAGACAUCGCCCGGGUCGACGCGCUGGUCACAGGGGGCUCAGCCAUGAACAAGCUGCGGCAGAGUUUCCGGCGGAAGAAAGACGUGUAUGUGCCAGAGUCCAGUCGGCCGCACCAGUGGCAGACCGACGAGGAGGCGGUCCGAACCGGCAAAUGCAGCUUCGCCGUCAAGUACCUGGGCCAUGUGGAGGUGGAGGAGUCACGGGGCAUGCACAUCUGCGAGGAAGCCGUAAAGCGCCUGAAGACGGACAGGAAGUUCUUCAAAGGAUUCUUUACAAAAGCAGGGAAGAAGGCGGUCCGGGCGGUGUUGUGGGUGUCGGCAGAUGGCCUCCGUGUCGUGGACGACAAAACCAAGGACCUGAUUUUGGACCAGACGAUAGAGAAGGUGUCUUUCUGCGCUCCGGACCGGAACUUUGAGCGGGCGUUCUCGUAUAUCUGUAGGGACGGCACCACACGGCGCUGGAUCUGCCACUGUUUCAUGGCCAUCAAGGACUCGGGGGAGCGUCUCAGCCACGCAGUCGGCUGCGCAUUUGCUGCCUGCCUUGAGCGCAAGCAGAAGCGGGAGAAAGAGUGCGGGGUCACAGCCACCUUUGAUGCCAACAGAACCACCUUCACUCGCGAGGGUUCAUUCCGCGUCACCACAGCGACAGAGGCGGCCGAGCGGGAGGAGGUCAUGAGGCAACUACAGGACGCCAAGAACGCAGAGACUGAUGUGAAGGUAGCGGUUCCUGUGAGCUUGGCCGCAUGUGCAACCAAUUCGACGGCACCCCAGGCAGGAGGGUCCCCAUCCCCGUCGUCCUCCCCACCGCUCUCGUCGUCCACCUUGGGGCCCCAGGCCAUACCCCGCAGACACGCCCCUGCCGAGGCACUCGCUAGACAGGGCUCCUUCAGAGGCUUCCCGGCCCUCAGUCAGAAGACCUCCCCAUUUAAACGCCAGCUUUCUCUGCGCAUGAACGAGCUACCCUCCACCAUGCAGCGCAAGUCGGACUUCCCCAUCAAAAACACAGUCCCAGAGGUAGAAGGAGAGGGAGACAGCAUCAGCUCGCUGUGCACCCAGAUCACCACAGCCUUCAGUGGGGCCCCAGAGGACCCCUUCUCCUCAGCCCCCAUGGCCAAACCAGCCUCUUCCCCACAGUCUCCUGUAGCACCAGGAAGUGACUGGUCAUCCCCAACACCGGUGAUAGUAGUCCCGCCUACGUCCUCCCCAGCCAUGCCCUCCCACAAACGCACACCGUCGGAGGCUGAUCGCUGGUUGGAGGAGGUGUCCAAAUCUGUCCGAGCCCAUCAACCCAGCCCCAUCAUGGCAGCCGUGGCCACACCCCCGGGCCCGCAGUUCACCGCCCCCAUGCCUAUGCCUGUGGCAUCCGUACCCCCGCUGGCCUUCAUGCCGUCACUGCCCUCCGCAGUGCCCAUUCUGCCCCCCCGCCAGCCCACCUACCACACCCAGGCCCCCGCCUCCUUCCCCAUGUCCAACGGGCUACCUUUCUCACAGCCCAGUGUGCCUGUGGUGGGCAUCACCCCUUCGCAGAUGGUGGCCAAUGUGUUUGGCUCAGCCGCUCAGCCCCAGCCAUUCUCUGCCCCACCCGCCGCAAUACCCCAGUACGAUGCGCACGCCACCGGCACCGCCAGCCCUUUCAGCAAACCCCCCCAGCCGGCCGCCGCCCACCCUGCCCCACUCCAGCCGUCUAAUGGCAGCAUAGCCUUCAACGGGUCGGACAGUUGGGCCAUCCCCUCCCAGCCUGCUCCCACCUCCCCUGCACCCCAGCUGCCCUCCCAGCAGCAGGCGGAUGCCUUCGAGGCCCAGUGGGCAGCCCUGGAGAGCCGCUCCCGCCAGCGCACCUCCCCCUCCCCCACGAAUCCCUUCUCCAGCGAGCUGCACAAGACCUUUGAGAUCCAGCUCUGAAAGACAGACCGUAUUUGGGAGUAAUUUAUAGAAGAGAAAAGACUGGAAACUACAGAGACCUUUUCAUUGUUUUUAAGCGGGCUGGAAAUAGGCUGGAUAGGAGAGGGGCAACGUUCCCAUGUCCCUUCCCCUCCUCCUUGUGUCGGUGACCAAGCUGGGCCCCAGGGGUGGAGAGGACCUGCAAAGAUGUUUGAGGGCAAUGAGCGACCCGACAUGGCGGGUCAGAGCUCUGGACCGCAGUGGAAAAACCAGUUGCCGUUUCACACCGGGCAUUUCAUGAGCAUUUCCUGUCAUGCGGCGUGGCCCUCGUCACCCUGCGGAGCAGCAGGCACGGCUGAGCCUUACGCAGCCCCGUUUUCCGCCCCGCCAUCCCUCGAAAGAAAACCAAGAAAUCUGAUUCAAGUGUUACAACGCCUGUGCCCUGCUCAACUAGUCACCCCCCUGCCCCCCCCCCCAGCUCCCAGCAUCGCCUGUUAGCAAGAGAUCUGACUCCUCCCUCCUCCAGGGCAGAAGGACCGCAGCACUGAGAGAACUGAGCUUCCUGACAACAGUUUCUCAUUUAUAACUUCACAAUCAGAAGAAUAAAGUGAGAGAAUGCCAAAAUCUUUAUUUUUAUGCAUUAAGUAUAUUUUAAAUAGCUUUGAAAUCUAACAGAAGAGUUGUAAGUAAUCUUGCCAAAGGCACAGGCUAGCUACAAUGAAAUGAGUGGAUGUGCUUGUAUACAAGAAAUGACCUUAUAUAUUAUACAUAUAUAUAUAUAUAUACAUAUAUAUAUAUAUAAAGAAUCUAUACUGUACACUCAGUUCACGGCAGUGCUAAGUUUUAAUGUGAUAUAGAGUUUGCGUGAAGGGACAGCUGCUUUACUUUUGUGUUUUUGUUUUUUUGUUUUUUUUUUUGUUUUGAAGAUGACUCUUUUAUUGCCGUCUAUUGCAUCCUGUGAUCGGAUGUGCAGCAUCUCACUGUAAAUAGGGUGUCAUUGCAGCAACAAUCAGUGUGGACCCAGCAGCAGCGUCGGUGGUGGUGGUGGUGGUGGUGGUGGGAGUGGGUGGUGGCAGCCAACUGGUCCCCUCUCCUACCAGUCAGCAGCAUCACUUUAAACUGUCCGUUUUUGGUAGUUAAGUACUCGUAAGUGCUUGACGUUUCACUUCCUCUGUCUCCAUUUUCAUUCUUUUAUCUUUUUUUUUUCUUUUAAGGUAGCUUUUAUUUUGUAUUUUAACACAACGGGUAGCGUCAUCCCCCGUUACUCCACCUCUGGUUUUAUUAUUUUAAAACUUUUUUUUUUUAAAGUAGCGUAUUUCUAAAUUUUUAUUUUGCACAAGCACUAAAAUAGAUGAUUUGACCUCACAGGGUGACUAUGAUCAACAGUUGAUGGUUGGUGAUAUGGGUUAGUCCAGCCUGGUGCUGCAGCAACACGGAGCGCGUGGCCGAGGCGGGGAGACAGGCGUCCUGCCCUGAGCUCCAGCCUCCCGGGGCUCCUGACGGCCUGGGCUCUGCUGUUCCUGCUCGCAGCUCGAAAAGGAUGGGCGAGAGUUCAAUCAGUUUCGUCUUCUCGUCUGAUUUCUCUGUUAAUACUUUUAUUUUUUAAACCUAAUCAAACCUGUGAAUAUGAUCUAUUGUCUGAUCUAUUUUUGUUUUCAUUUUGUAAUUAUUUCACUUUAUUCCACUUCUUUCCAGAAAUACUGAAGCUAAAAGAUUGAAUAAAUUGAUGGUGGUAG